CCAAGGCAAGAAUAGCUCCUGGCAGCGAGGGGCCAGGACAUUGGUGGUUUCUGGGUCACAAGCCCUAGCUACCUACCUAUGAUUAAGACAGGAUGACACAGCUGAGCAUGUUCUGGCUGGGACUGGGGCCAGUGACAGCCUCCCUUUGGCUGCUCCCAAUGCUGUUUGGGAUCUUCUGGCUCCUGACUCGAAUUUUGGUCCAGACCUAUGCUUUCUAUGAAAAUGUUCAGCAUCUCCAAUGUUUCCCUCAGCCCCCCAAACGGAAUUGGUUCUUGGGUCACUUGGGGCAGACUAAGAAGUCUCAUUCUAUGUCAUCUGCAAGGUGGAGAGCCAGGAAGGAGCCUCCCACGGAGGAGGGUUUGAAGUUUGUGGAGCAGAUGGCGCACACCUACCCCCAGGGCUUUGUGAUGUGGUUCGGCCCCAUCCUCCCCAUCAUCACUUUGUGCCACCCUGACUCCCUCCGAUUUGUCCUCAGUGCCUCAGUUCAGGUUGCAGUCAAAGAUGUCUUCUUUUACGGCUUCCUGAAACCCUGGCUGGGGGAUGGGCUGUUGCUGAGUGCUGGUGACAAGUGGAGCCAGCGCCGUCACAUGCUGACACCCGCCUUCCAUUUCAACAUCCUGAAGCCCUAUCUGAAGAUUUUCACUGACAGCACAAAAGUAAUGCAUGCCAAGUGGCAGCGCCUGAUCUCCCAGGGCAGCACCCAUCUGGACAUGUUUGAACACAUCAGCCUGAUGACCUUGGACAGUCUGCAGAAAUGCGUGUUCAGCUUUGAGAGCAACUGUCAGGAGAAGCCCAGUGAAUACAUUGCUGCCAUCUUGGAGCUCAGUGCCCUUGUGGCAAAAAGGGUUGAUCAGAUUCUUCUGCACAAGGACUUCCUGUACUAUCUCACCCACGAUGGUCAGAAAUUCUGUAAGGCCUGUCGCCUGGUGCAUGAUUUCACAGAUUCUGUCAUUCAGGAGCGGCGUCACACCCUGCUCAGUCAGGGAAUUGAUGACUUCCUAAAGGGCAAGGCCAAAUCCAAAGCUUUGGACCUCAUUGAUGUGCUACUGUUGAGUAAGGAUGAAGAUGGAAAGGAGUUGUCAGAUGAGGACAUACGAGCAGAGGCUGACACCUUCAUGUUUGAGGGUCACGACACCACGGCCAGUGGUCUCUCCUGGGCCCUGUACAACCUGGCCCGGCACCCAGAAUACCAGGAGCGCUGCCGGCAGGAGGUGCGAGAGCUUCUGAGGGGCCGUGAGCCUGAAGAGAUCGAAUGGGAGGACCUGGCCCAGCUGCCCUUCCUGACCAUGUGCAUCAAGGAGAGUCUGCGCCUGCACCCCCCGGUCACUGGCAUCUCCCGCUGCUGCACUCAGGACGUUGUGCUCCCGAAUGGCCGGGUCAUCCCCAAAGGUGUUACCUGCCUCAUCAGUAUUUUCGGGCUGCAUCACAACCCAGCUGUGUGGCCGGACCCUGAGGUCUAUGAUCCCUUCCGCUUUGACCCAGAGAACAGCAAGGACAGGUCACCUCUGGCUUUUAUUCCCUUCUCUGCGGGGCCCAGGAACUGCAUCGGGCAGACCUUCGCCAUGGCCGAGAUGAAGGUGGCGCUGGCGCUGACUCUGCUGUGCUUCCGCGUCCUGCCCGACAACAAGGACACCGAGCCGCGCCGGAAGCCGGAGCUGAUCCUCCGCGCAGAGGGCGGGCUCUGGUUGCGGGUGGAGCCGCUGAGCUGAGUGGGGGCGCUCAGGGAGCUCUGCGGCCUGGCCUGGGACCCGGCUGACCACCCCAGCGUCCUUUGCAGACUUAAUAAACUGUGCAGUUACCUGUG
Heterocephalus glaber (naked mole-rat) is the source of this 1804-nucleotide messenger RNA. Its product is annotated as leukotriene-B4 omega-hydroxylase 3. Gene Ontology annotation, molecular function: heme binding; iron ion binding; leukotriene-B4 20-monooxygenase activity. Gene Ontology annotation, biological process: leukotriene B4 catabolic process; arachidonate metabolic process. The record is from RefSeq and is a predicted model, not a curated record. NCBI's taxonomy places the organism in Eukaryota, Metazoa, Chordata, Mammalia, Rodentia, Bathyergidae.